CUUUCCUCCAUGGCUUGUAAAGUGUGACGGUUUCUGAUCGAUAGUGAGAACCCUCCGUGAAACUGUUGUAAGCAGGGAUUUGUUUUCUCCCAGCAGAUGGCAGAGCUGGGCAGGACUGUGAGGGUGAGCGGCCUGCCCGCUGACAUUGGGGAUGACAGGCUAAAAGACAAGCUAUUUAUUCACUUCCUGAGAGCCAGGAAUGGAGGAGGGGAAAUAAACUCUGUCACCAUUGUCAAGGCAACGCCCGUCUCUGCCCUCAUCACUUUCGAGGACAGCGGAGUGGCACAGAGAGUUAUCCAACACAGACGGUACACUCUGGAAGUGGAUGAAAAGAAGUAUGAAGUCAUUGUAACUCAUCACAGAGAAAGCCUGGACCCAGACAAGGUCAUCCUACGUUUAUCAGCAACUGUCGACCACAGCCAGCUUCCUGGAGGAAUAAACGCACUGACGAGCCUUCAUAAGAGCCACCCUGAUAUCCAGAUAAACUACGAUGCUAUUGAAGAUUUGUGCACAUUGAAUGGCGCCUAUUCCAAUGUCCAGUCUGCUCUGGCACAACUAUUUGGCCAUCCCAAAGGCGCACAAUCAGCUGAAAACCGAGACUCGGGUCAACCUGCCGCCAGCGGCUCCAGGUCCGUUCAGACACCGCAGAAGCCUCAUAUUCAGGAGUCAGAGGGUCAGAGCAGUAAACCUAAUGAGCAAAGAGAACAAGAGAAAGUUCUCAAUGGCAGGGCCUCCGAUGCGUUCAACCCCGACCCACAAAGAGACCAUUCACCUGGUGGAUUUGUUUUGGAAGAUACUGGCCAGACAGAAGGUGCAGCUCUGCAGCUUCCUGGGCAUCCUACGACAUCAGAGGAGGACUUCUCACUAAUUGUGGAUGCAGACAUGUUCCAGUAUCUCCAGAAACACUGCAGGAAGGAAUACCAGCACAUCCUUAGUCAGUAUGGUGUUGAUGUAGUGGAUAUGACCAAUCGGGGGUUGACGACUCUGUUUUUGCAGGUUGCAACAGGAGUGGGGGAGGAUGUCUGGGAUCAGGGGUCCCUAAAGUUGGCAAUGAAGGCAAUAAGUCGGCUUUAUGAGGAGAACGAGACCAAGAUCUGUCGAGACCAUCUCCCGAAGAGUAUCCUGUCCCUCAGGGGAGGUCAGCAAAGGGUGAUGGACACCUUAAGUGUCCGAUUUCCUCAGCUUCUUCUGAAUGAAGAUGAGCUAAAUAUUUACAUCAUUGGGAGCAGUAGUGAUGUGUCUGAGGCAAAGCGGUUACUUCUCCUGGGCCCUAGCAAAGUGAGAGGUAAAGAAGAGGAUGUAGCCAGUCUUCUUACAUAUCCUCCAAAUGACUCUGGUUCAUCAACUCGUGCUCAUGAGCGGAGAGUCCCCCAUACCUUGUACUCCACUGCAGAUUCUCAGAGUGACCGGAUGGAUCAGCAGAAGUCAGAGGAGGAUGAGAGGAGGGCUGAAGGGACCAGGAAGUACAAACUAGCUGCUCGGUUUAAGGAUUCAGGGCUUCCUGCAUUAGGCAGUCGACCAACUGACUUCAGCUUACGAGGGCUCUCGCCUCCCAUUCGACAAACACACCAGGGGCCAAUAUUGGGUCAUGAUGUACUGUCAGACACAGCAGGGAUUUAUGAUGAAAGAGUCUCCAGAGCGUCAGCCCAAAACACUGGAGGGGACAUCUUGUUUCAGAGUAGAGAUGCUUUGCCUUCAAAAGCUUCAACACAGAAUAAAACCUCGAAAGCUCAUUCAAUUGAUACUCGACCAAAAAGUUUAAGUUUAAUAUCUCCCAUCAACCCGACCGAGUCCAGUUCAUCAGGAAGUACUGCGCUUCCACCCGUUGGAUCUGGAGCCAUCUUGAAGCGAACCAGGAGUUUCUCGGGAACACCUCUGCAGAAAGCUCAAGUUGUGAGUCAGAAGAGUCAAGACGACUCCGCCAGGCCGACGGUCAGAGAGAGGGCCAGGUCCUCUAGCGUCAGUCUCCAAACCCGGAGGGACAAGCGGGAAGUCUACAAUGCAGAGAUUACAGUUUCCAUUGCCAUGUGGUUGCACAUAAAAGAAGCCUACAGCUCCCGAGUGGACGACCUGACUUCUGAUGUCCAGAUGAAAGAGAGCAUCUUAGAGGGUAGUCGUAAUCUGAUCGUCACCUUAAGAGGGGCAAACUCAUCCAAAGUGGGUUUGUGUCAGCUAGGUUUGCAGAAUCUGAUUGAUUUGGUUUGUAUAGACUUCUCUGUGCACAAGCUGUGCCUGUCAGAGCUGGGCAUCACUGACGUAGCAGACGAAGCCUUACAGGCGUGUUGCACUGAGUUGCAGGGUCGGUUUAAGAACGUGACUGUGAAGAUUUUAAAAAAGGGCUUAUAUCUUUACGGCCCGAACGUGUUGUGUUCUCAGUUAGGUGCUACACUGCGGGAGGUUCUUUCUAGAGAGCCAGCCCAAAUUCAGGACCUCUCUGGCCCUUCUACCUCCAAAUGGACUCCAGACACAUUGGUGCAAAUGAAUGAGGACCAAAGUACGAGCCUGCGCUGUCACAGUAACCCUCAGGUGAUGCUAGAGAGCCCAACAAGCAAAGCCGAUGGGACUGAUAGUAGCCAGGAAAGGAAAACACGCCAGAGAAGUGGCUUCCGUGAGACAGAGUGUGUGAAUAGAUCCGUUCACCAACCGUUAGUGAGGAAAAACCCGGUCAUCAAAGAGAAAGUGAAAAUGUUAAACAGUGAAACGGAUGGACAUGAGUCAUUUGUGAGCCACACCGAAACAGGAAUUGAUAGUGCGAGUCAUGUGAAUGACGCCACGUCAACAACAACGCCUACGGGUGAAGACAUGGCCCUGAAUAAGAAAGAGAGAACGAUACAUUCCACCCACAAGGACCGUGUGCAGCGAAGACGAGCGACCCAGGACCCACCAGAGGAGCCCGGUCCUGGAGGCCCGGGGUGCAUCUGUGUGUGUGGAGAGAGUGAGAUGUUGAUGAAGACACAGUGUGGAGCUAGCAUGUGCUCAAAUUGCCUGGACACUGUGCACGUCCACUGCAGAGUUUGCCAUGAGACGGAGGCGACGCCACGGGGCAUCACGGGCAAAAUUAGCUGCUCUAAACUCAACAUCGCUGUACCUGGUCACCAGCACGACUCCACCAUCAAGAUCACGUACUGCAUUCCGGAUGGUGUCCAAGGGGAGGAUCAACCUUCUCCAGGAGAACCAUUUCACGGAGGCGUGUUUGAAGCUUUUCUUCCCGACAGCGAGAAGACGAGGAAGCUGGUGCCACGGCUGAAAGAAGCAUUCAGGCAGGGACUCACCUUCACAGUGACGGGAACAGACACAGGGGCCAGGGUUUCCUGGGACUGCAUCCCACACAAGACCACCCUAUAUGGGGGCAAAUCAGGGAACGGUUACCCAGACUCCACUUAUUUGACUCACUUGUCUGAAGUGUUGACUGCCAAGGGGAUUGGAGAGCCACCAGCCAAAUCUUAAUAAUGAAAGCAAUCUGAGGAGGAUUUCUUAAGCAGUUUUAGAAUCAUGUUGUUUUGGACCAUUUCCUCUGUAUUUAUAUGGUGAUUAGUAUCCACUUUUAUUUUGUUGUUUUUCAGAAAAAUGUGUGUAAAUGAAAAUUGUGACCAAUCACUGUUGUCUUAUUCAGUUCACAUAUGAUUCCUGAACAUGUUCUUCAUUGAUUCAACCUGUAAAAUAAGUGCACGGUACUGUUUAUAGAUAUUAAUCUGUUUUACCACCCUGUGUAGUUUUAAGGAUCCUGUAAUUUUUUUGGAGGGUAAGAUUAUAUUUGUAAAGAUUUUCCAGAAAGGAUAGUGAAAUAAAAGAGCACAUCUCCUGA
Molecule: messenger RNA, 3805 nt
Organism: Pseudoliparis swirei
Lineage: Eukaryota; Metazoa; Chordata; Actinopteri; Perciformes; Liparidae
Exons: 6
Coding region: 97-3447 (1116 amino acids)
Biological process (GO): Notch signaling pathway; protein ubiquitination
Cellular component (GO): nucleoplasm
Molecular function (GO): ubiquitin protein ligase activity; RNA binding
Source: RefSeq, a predicted model, not a curated record